CUUCUGACCGAUCAAUUGAUCGCAUAGACAAGAAAAAAGUUAAAAAAGCUCAACGAAAUUCAAUUCAGUCUGAGUAUUUAGCCAGGAUAAACAGCAGGAUUAACACAUCGAGUGACAACAACUGGAGGUGGACAGAGGUGUUGUGUAGUGCAUAUUUAGAAGAAGAAAAACUAGAAAGAAAAAAAAUUGUGAAAAUGUUCAAGUUCGUGUGUUUAUUUGCCUUGGUGGCAACCAGCGCUGCCGCCAGCGCCAAUCAAGUCUCCGAGACAGAUAGCCUACUGACCAGCGCCCUGAAAAUGGUCAAGGAGUGUGGUGAUCGAUCGAUGAUUUUGUGUAUGAAGGAACGCGCGUUGCACUACUUCGACAACGAGAAUGGUGAUGUCAAAUUGACCGAAGGCAUUUCGCUAAUAAAAACCGAUGACAUCCCAGUUGGACGUUCAUUAAAUGAUGUAGACUUGCCGGCAGAGCCAGAAGCGCGUGAAAAUGAGGUCGAUGCUUUGUUGGUGGAGCGUGUAGCGCGAUUCUUUGGCACACACACACUGCAAUUCAAAGUGCCCAAAGAUUCCAUUCAGGAUAUGCAACGUGCGCUCGAAGAAUCGCGUGGCAAGAAAAAGGAGAAGAAGAAGUACCUGCUGCCACUGUUGAUGCUCUUCAAAUUGAAAAUGGCCGCUCUACUCCCGCUCGCCAUCGGUUUCUUGGCAUUGAUAUCCUUCAAGGCGCUCGUCAUCGGCAAGAUUGCAUUACUGCUCAGCGGUAUUAUUGGUCUAAAGAAAUUGCUCGAAUCGAAGAAGGAGAACUAUGAAGUCGUUGCACAUCCACACUACUCGCACGAGGAACACGGGUAUGGACGUUCGCUGCACGAGGCGCAAAAGUUGGCCUAUUCAGCGUAUCAGCAAUAGGAAAAGACGCGCAAAUCGGGGCAGAAGAAGAAUGUGGCUAAGCGGGAGUGCAAUAUGUAUAUCCUGAAAAAGAAAAAACAAAACAAAAUAACUUAAUUUAAUUUGCUAAUUUAUUUAUUUAUUUAAUUAAUUAAUUACAAUAAUUGAUUUAAAAUUUAAAGAAAUUUUUUUUUGUUGUUCAAAAAAAAAAAAAACAAAACAAACCAAGAAUGCCAUCAUUUUAUUCUAUUUUUACACAGGCAGAGCGGGAGAACAAAAAAUAAAAAAUAAAUAAAUUACGCAAAGAGCAAAAUUAUAAGCAGCACGAAAUAGUGCAAAACGCAGCUUACAAAGGUGAAAAGUUUUCGUUGCUACUGUGCGCACUUUUGGACACUUAAGAGAACACAAAUUGAAAUGACUAUGCAAACGGGCGCCAAGUAAAUUUAAUUACAACGUUAAGUUUUGGUUACUCGGUGCGCUGCGUAGUUAUCACACAAACACAAGCUUGCACAGACACAAACAUGCACAUUUUCUUGCGCACUUACCUUUCUGCGUUGCAUAAUU
Messenger RNA from Anastrepha ludens (Mexican fruit fly), 1442 nucleotides. RefSeq lists its product as uncharacterized. The transcript has 3 exons. NCBI's taxonomy places the organism in Eukaryota, Metazoa, Arthropoda, Insecta, Diptera, Tephritidae. Bases 195 to 899 code for a protein of 234 amino acids. The record is from RefSeq and is a predicted model, not a curated record.